AUGCAACCUGCAAAUCUUAUUUCGAAUGGUGGCGGUGCCAUUUGGUUAAAUGACGUAUAUUGCAAUGGAUCAGAAAGUAGAUUACUGGAUUGUAACUUCAAUAACGUGACAUUGCAAUGUGAUCAUGGGGAUGAUGUCGGUAUCCAUUGUUUUCUCAACUGUUCGACAGAAGAUGAAGGUACUUUGCGUAUAGUUCCGGGGUACGCUAAGCAUCAAGGUCGACUGGAAAUAAAGUAUAGAGGUGAAUGGGGAACAGUUUGUGAUAAUCAUUUUGGGAAUAUUGAUGCAGAAGUAGCCUGUAAACAGCUUGGAUAUUGUUCUGGAAUCAUGCAACCUGCAAAUCUUAUUUCGAAUGGUGGCGGUGCCAUUUGGUUAAAUGACGUAUAUUGCAAUGGAUCAGAAAGUAGAUUACUGGAUUGUAACUUCAAUAACGUGACAUUGCAAUGUGAUCAUAGGGAUGAUGUCGGUAUCCAUUGUUUUCUCAACUGUUCGACAGAAGAUGAAGGUGAUUUGCGUAUAGCCGCUGGUUACGCUAAGCAUCAAGGACGACUGGAAAUUAAGUAUAGAGGUGAAUGGGGAACGGUUUGUGAUAAUCAUUUUGGGAACGUCGAUGCAGAGGUAGCAUGUAGACAACUCGGAUAUUGUUCUGGAAUAAUGCAGCCCGCAAAACUUAUACGGAAUGGUCAUGGCGCCGUUUGGUUAAAUGACGUAAAUUGUUCUGGUUCUGAAAGUAAAUUACUCGAUUGUAAUUUCAAUAAUAUGACUUUACAAUGUGAUCAUAGGGAUGAUGUUGGUAUUCAUUGUUUUCUCAACUGUUCAACAGAAGAUGAAGGAAAUUUGCGUAUUACUGCGGGCUAUGCUAAGAAUCAAGGUCGACUGGAAAUUAAUUAUAGAGGUGAAUGGGGAACAGUUUGUGGAAAUCACUUCGGGAAUGUUGAUGCAGAAGUAGCAUGUAAACAGCUUGGCUAUUGUUCUGGAAUCAUGCAGCCCGCAAAUCUUAUAAAUCGUGGUAAAGGUGCCAUUUGGUUAAAUGACGUAAAUUGCUCUGGUUCUGAGAGUAAAUUACUUGAUUGUAAUUUCAAUAACGUAACAAUUCAAUGUGAACACUACUGGCAUGAUGUUGGUAUCCAUUGUUUCCUCAACUGUUCAACGGAAGAUGAAGGUAGUUUGCGUAUUGCUGCGGGUUACGCUAAGCAUCAAGGUCGACUGGAAAUUAAUUAUCGAGGUGAAUGGGGAACUGUUUGUGGACAUCACUUUGGGAAUGUUGAUGCAGCAGUAGCAUGCAAACAGCUCGGAUAUUGUUCUGGAAUCAUGCAGCCCGUAAAUCGUAUACGUCAUGGUAAAGGUGCCAUUUGGUUAAAUGACGUAAAUUGUUCUGGUUCAGAGAGUAAAUUACUAGAUUGUAAUUUCAAUAAUGUAACAUUACAAUGUGAGCACUACUGGCAUGAUGUUGGUGUCCAUUGUUUUCUCAACUGCUCAACAGAAGAUGAAGGUAGUUUGCGUAUAUCUGCGGGUUACGCUAAGCAUCAAGGACGACUGGAAAUUAAGUAUAGAGGUGAAUGGGGAACAGUUUGUGGAAAUCGCUUUGGAAAUGUUGAUGCAGAAGUAGCAUGCAAACAGCUCGGAUAUUGUUCUGGAAUCAUGCAGCCUGCCAAUCUCAUACGUCAUGGUACAGGUGCCAUUUGGUUAAACGACGUAAAUUGCUCUGGUUCAGAGAGUACAUUACUAGAUUGUAAUUUCAAUAAUGUAACAUUACAAUGUGAGCACUACUGGCAUGAUGUUGGUGUCCAUUGUUUUCUCAACUGCUCAACAGAAGAUGAAGGUAGUUUGCGCAUAGUUGCGGGCUACGCUAAGCAUCAAGGUCGACUGGAAAUUAAGUAUAGAGGUGAAUGGGGAACAGUUUGUGGACAUCACUUUGGGAAUGUUGAUGCAGAAGUUGCAUGUAAACAGCUCGGAUAUUGUUCUGGAAUCAUGCAGCCCGCAAAUCUGAUACGUCAUGGUAAAGGUGCCAUUUGGUUAAACGACUUAAAUUGUUCUGGUUCAGAAAGCAGAUUACUGGAUUGUAAUUUCAAUAAUGUAACAUUACAAUGUGAACACUACUGGCAUGAUGUUGGUGUGCAUUGUUUUCUCAGCUGUUCAACAGAAGAUGAAGGUCGUUUGCGUAUUGCUGCUGGUUACGCUCUGCAUCAAGGACGACUGGAAAUGAAAUAUAAAGGUGAAUGGGGAACUGUUUGUGAUAAUCAAUUUGAGAAUAUCGAUGCAGAGAUAGCAUGUAGACAGCUUGGAUAUUGUUCUGGAAUCAUGCAACCCAGAUCUCUAAUACGGGAUGGUGUCGGUCCAAUUUGGUUGAAUGAUGUCAAAUGUUCUGGCUCUGAAAGUGAACUACUGCAUUGUAACUUCAAUACAGACACAUCAACAUGUAGUCAUUAUCAUGAUGUUGGCAUCCAUUGCUUUCUCAACUGUUCAACGGAACAUGCAGGUGUCACACCGAAUGAGAACAUCAGAAGUCUAACUAAUGGUGCGGAUGCUGUUGUUUUUGUUAUAAUUGGUGUUGUUGUUGUUAUAAUUGUUGCUGUAGUCGUGAUACUUAUCGUCUUGGGUCGACGUCGCUACUGUUCUUCAAGAUCCGGAAUAUACCUUGAAGAACCUGACCAUCAAGACACAGAACAGGAACAUGAAUAUGCCUAUAUAGACCAGAAUGCUAUAAAUACAAUAAAUAUAAUUAAUACAAGUUCAGAUUAUUUGGAGCUAAAUGCUUCUAGGGGAGAACCAACAUAUGUUAUCAGCGAUCCUAAUCUUGAUACAUAUACAUGAUCAAAACAGCUUGCAAUCGUUGUCAAAUCAAGACGAAUAUGAAAUUGUCGAUAACUACAUGUAUUGUCCUAGUUAACAUAUCAAAACAGUGACUUCGUACGUCCAAUUACCAUUGACACCUGAGAAACUAGCUUUGACGUACUCCUCUUAGUUUUGAAACGCAAACAUUGUCAAACAUUGCCAAAUAGGUUAUGUUGUGUCAAAUAUUUGUAAAUAAGAAAGUUCCAUCAUGCUAAGUACUACAUGUAUCUGUUGUUGUGGUUGUUAUGCAUUUCAUCAUAAUAAGUGUCGUAACAUAUUAAAGUGCGAUUUCCAUGAUACACUGUCAGUUGUUGAUCAUGUUGAUCUUUUAUUUGAACAUCGAAAGGCUAUACGUGUGUUUGAACAGUGACAAGUAUAACUGUCCUAUCAUUUUAAUGUAUGUUUGUUGCCAUUUUUUUUUUGUGAUGGAAAGGGGAGUGUUAUAUUUUCAAAUGACAAUUAAAUGAAAUUGGCGUGAUGCAGCUAUCCUUGAACAUAUAUUUCUGUAGAUCAUAAUUCCUUCAGCUGAAAUUAUCGACACAAAUGUUGUAGUAUGCAGUACUUGCAAUCUUCGGCGUAGCUUCUUUACAAGAACAUGACCAGUGAAUGAUUGUAUACAUAUUAUAGAUCAAUUACUGAUAGUUAAUUCACAGUGUUUCAAAAUACAAAUCUGCCUGGUUUUGAUAACAACCAUAUCAAUAUGACGUUUCCAAUGCCUCUGGGUUAGUUAUUAAAAAGUUUUUUUUUUUAAUGUAAGAGUCACAAUGCCUCGAUUGUUUUUCUUUAUUAUACAGCAUGAUAGGUUUUCAUUCAUAAGACCAGACGAAUACAUGUAUCAGAAAAAGAUACUAAAAUACUGUUCGCAAUGUUAACAAAUACAAUUAUUUUUUCUUGUUAUCCAACAUUUCGCAUUGGUACUUUUUGCAAUCAAUUAUUUUUUUAAACUGUAAAUAAGAAUUGUUUAUACGAUUUUAAUUAUUUAAGGAUAGCAAUGUGUAUUUUGCCUGUA
Molecule: messenger RNA, 3844 nt
Organism: Mytilus trossulus (common blue mussel)
Lineage: Eukaryota; Metazoa; Mollusca; Bivalvia; Mytilida; Mytilidae
Product: deleted in malignant brain tumors 1 protein-like
Exons: 16
Coding region: 1-2814 (937 amino acids)
Cellular component (GO): membrane
Source: RefSeq, a predicted model, not a curated record